Striga asiatica is the source of this 645-nucleotide messenger RNA. The record is from the annotation of a GenBank genome assembly. Lineage: Eukaryota; Viridiplantae; Streptophyta; Magnoliopsida; Lamiales; Orobanchaceae.
AUGACUGAUCAUACAUCUCGACCAAAAUAUUCUCAGACGUUUGGACGACUUGAUAAAGACGGCCUAAGCGAAGAAGACGUGAGUAAACAUGCAGGAGAUAGAAUUUGGGUGAUUAAUAUUCCCAAAGGGCAAAAUCAAAAAGACUCCAAACCAGGAAAGAGACAGAGCUUGUAUGGAUUAUCCUUUAUUCACCAUAAGACAGACAGAGAGACAGAAAUUGGGGCCAGGCCCGGAAUUUGUUCAAAGAAAGACGACCCUAAUCUGGCACUGCUGAGGCCUCAUGUUGCACCUGCGCGGGAGCUCGGUUGCCUUUUGGUACACCUGGGAUUGGCCCAUCUGUUGGCCCUCUUGCUGUUGAAGCUGCCUGACGGCGUGCCUAAUGGCCUCACACCUGCACUGCUCGUUCACGUUGUGGAGCUGCUGGCAGCACUCUCUCAGAGACUCCUGCCCCUGUUGUCCCGGGUUCAUCUCGAUCAUGGCCUCAUCAUCAGAGUUGUACUUGCUCCUUUGGGAGAGGUACCUCUGGCACGACCGGAAUUGGCGGCCCUGAAUCUGGCGCUGACACUGCUCCUGCUGGCCGGGGUUUUCAGCCUCGUCGGCAAAGGUUGUGGUGGUGACGGUGGUGGUGUAUGUGGUGGCGGCUGA